UCAUGGCUGCAACCUGUGAGAUUAGCAACGUCUUUAGCAACUACUUCAGUACUAUGUACAGCUCAGAAGAGCCCGCUCUGACUUCCAUCCCCCCUGCCGCUACCUUUGGGGCUGAUGACCUGGUGCUGACCCUGAGUAACCCCCAGAUGCCACUGGAGGGCACAGAGAAGGCCAGCUGGUUGGGGAAGCAGCCCCAGUUCUGGUCAAAGGCCCAGGUUCUGGACUGGAUCAGCUACCAAGUGGAGAAGAACAAAUACGACGCGAGUUCCAUUGACUUCUCGCGGUGUGACAUGGACGGGGCCACGCUCUGCAACUGUGCCCCCGAGGAGCUGCGCCUAGUCUUCGGGCCUCUGGGGGACCAACUCUAUUCCCAGCUGUGGGACCUCACUUCCAGCUUUCCUGACGAACUCAGCUGGAUCAUUGAGCUGCUGGAGAAGGACAGCAUGGCCUUCCAGGAGACCCUGGGCCCCUUUGACCAGGGAAGCCCCUUCAGCCAAGAGAUGCUGGAGGAGUGCCGGCAGGCCGGCCCCUACUUCCCUGGCAGCUACGGCCCAGGAGCCCCCUCCCCCGGCAGCUCCGAUGUCUCCACCGCAGGGACUGGUACUUCCCAGAGUCCCCACUCCUCAGACUCCGGUGCAAGUGACGUGGACCUGGAUCCCAGUGACAGCAAGCUCUUCUCUAGGGACGGCUUUCCUGACUAUAAGAAGGGGGAUCCUAAGCACGGGAAGCGGAAACGGGGUCGGCCUCGAAAGCUGAGCAAAGAGUCUCGGGAGUGUCUGGAGGGCAAGAAGAGCAAGCAUGCCCCCAGAGGUACCCACCUGUGGGAGUUUAUCCGGGAUAUCCUCAUCCACCCGGAACUCAAUGAAGGCCUCAUGAAGUGGGAGAACCGGCAAGAGGGUGUCUUCAAGUUCCUGCGGUCAGAGGCUGUGGCCCAGCUUUGGGGCCAAAAGAAGAAGAAUAGCAGCAUGACCUACGAGAAGCUGAGCAGAGCCAUGAGGUACUACUACAAACGGGAGAUACUGGAGCGGGUGGAUGGCCGGCGGCUGGUCUACAAGUUCGGCAAAAACUCCAGCGGCUGGAAGGAGGAAGAGGUUGCCGGGAGUCGGAACUGAGGGUCCGAACGGGACCCAGGACCAAACGCACGGACUUGAGGCCUGCAGCCCCUCCUGGGAGGACCGCCAGGCCCCCCACCAUUCAGGCAGGCUGGGGCCGUGCCAUGGAGAGAAGCUGAGGUUCGGGUUCCUUGUUCAGCCGCCAUCCUGGGAUGUGGGGCUUGUGGCCUCUCCUCUCUGCCCUCCUCCUGGAAUUACAAGCCCUGGGGUUUGAGGUGACCGGUCGGCUGACCACAGCUGCCAGCAUCGUUCCUCUUACCUGAUGCCUCCCAGACCCAACCCAGACAGCAGCUACAGACGAUGCCUUCCGCCUCCAGAUGCCUGGCCUGAGCCAAGGAGGCCAGGGGGAGCAGCAGCAGGGGUGCUGCGAGAGAGGGGGCAGGACGGGGUCCUCCUGCCCCCUGCUUUCCGGACCGGCUUCCACCUCAGUGCAUGGACUCCGCAGGCAGGGGUCAGAGCACUCCGUAAUUUAUGUGCUAUAAAUACGUCAGAUGUACAUAGAGAUCUAUUUUUUCUAAGACAUUCCCCUCCCCGCUCCUCUCCCACCAUGUGUUCGUGGUCAGACUGACCGUUCUAGGCCCUCGGCUGGGCCAGUGAGGGGCGGGGAGAUGCCGGGACCCUCAGACUGGGGCUCCUGGCUCCUUUCUCCCGUGAAUGGAAGCAGAGACCUCCAAUAAAGUGUCUUCUGCGCUUUU
Odobenus rosmarus divergens (Pacific walrus) is the source of this 1807-nucleotide messenger RNA. RefSeq names its product E74-like factor 3 (ets domain transcription factor, epithelial-specific ) (gene ELF3). Gene Ontology annotation, biological process: cell differentiation; regulation of transcription by RNA polymerase II. NCBI's taxonomy places the organism in Eukaryota, Metazoa, Chordata, Mammalia, Carnivora, Odobenidae. The record is from RefSeq and is a predicted model, not a curated record. Gene Ontology annotation, cellular component: nucleus. The coding region runs from base 3 to 1112 and encodes 369 amino acids. The transcript has 8 exons. Gene Ontology annotation, molecular function: sequence-specific DNA binding; DNA-binding transcription factor activity, RNA polymerase II-specific.